AUGAUAAGGACCCUUAUAUGGUUGCUGAUAUGGGCUCUUGCUACUCAAGGUUUAAUUGACUAUAGGGACUAUCACGAUGAAUUUCUACCGAGAUUUCUCUCUCUAGAGAAUGCGAGUGAUGAUAACCUAUUACUUCCAUUCAACACUACGAGAACACCUGGAAGUAAAGAGUCAUUAGAGAUCCAAAAGCUUAUUAAAAAUUUCUACGAUGGCCUCGAAAGCCCUUGGGAACUAGAAGAGGACUCUUUUGAGAACAAAGGGCUGAAUUUCAACAAUUUGGUAUACACUCUAGGUGCCAAUUCUAGCAGUUAUGUGGUAUUGAGUGCCCAUUACGAUUCUAAAGUGGAGCCAGAGGGCUUUAUCGGUGCUACUGAUAGUGCAGCAUCUUGUGCAAUUUUGUUGUACGUCUCUCGAUUUCUUGAUGCCUUCUAUCAGAAUGGGAAUUCUUCGCUGUCAGAUGAAAAGAAUGGGGAUGUGGGAUUCAAAAUUGUUUUCUUUGAUGGCGAGGAAUCACUAAAGCAGUGGACAGCCGAAGAUUCGUUGUAUGGAUCUAGGCAUUUGGCAAGCAAGUGGAUUGAACAGGGACUGAUAGACAAAAUUCAUCUGUUUGUACUAUUGGACCUCCUGGGUUCAAAUCCAGCACCAAUUAGAAGUUAUUUCCGUGAAACCCAUGAGGCGUAUGAAAGAUUGGCCAGUUUAGAAUCUACAUUGUUCAAAUCACCUCCACAAUUAGAUCCUAUGGACCAUUCAAUCUUGCAGUUAAAUGGUCCCUCUAUCGAUGACGAUCACAUCCCGUUCUAUCGAGCAGGUGUACCGGUCUUACACUUGAUACCAUGGCCAUUCCCGUCCUUUUGGCACACUUUGCAAGAUGAUUUCAAUCACUUACAGCAGAACGAAAUUGAUAAAUGGGCUGUUCUUCUCAGUGAGUUCUUAGUAGAAGAAAGUUCGGGAUUCGCGGAUCGGCUCUAA
This is a messenger RNA of Zygosaccharomyces rouxii, 969 nucleotides long. RefSeq lists its product as uncharacterized. The record is from RefSeq and is a predicted model, not a curated record. NCBI's taxonomy places the organism in Eukaryota, Fungi, Ascomycota, Saccharomycetes, Saccharomycetales, Saccharomycetaceae. The transcript has a single exon. Gene Ontology annotation, molecular function: glutaminyl-peptide cyclotransferase activity; zinc ion binding. The coding region runs from base 1 to 969 and encodes 322 amino acids.